Molecule: messenger RNA, 1235 nt
Organism: Eucalyptus grandis
Lineage: Eukaryota; Viridiplantae; Streptophyta; Magnoliopsida; Myrtales; Myrtaceae
Product: peroxidase 5
Exons: 3
Coding region: 83-1054 (323 amino acids)
Biological process (GO): response to oxidative stress; hydrogen peroxide catabolic process
Molecular function (GO): heme binding; peroxidase activity
Source: RefSeq, a predicted model, not a curated record
UCCUCUCUAUCUUGAAGAACCCUAGUCAUUGUAGUUCUAAGAUUCUGAGUGAAAUUGCUCCUUUUUUGGCUGAUCUGUAUCAAUGGCAAGCUCGAGCGCUUACUUGAGCUUUGUUUUGGUGAUCUGUUUAAUUUCACCUGCAAUUUCAGGUCCAUUGAAGGUUGGGUUUUAUCAGAAGAAAUGCCCAUCUGCUGAGGCCAUGGUGAGAGAGUCAGUACAGAAGGCUCUAGCUGCGGACCCUGGAGCUGUUGCUCCGCUCAUUAGGCUCCAUUUCCAUGACUGUUUUGUCAGAGGUUGCGACGGGUCCAUUCUUCUCAACUCGACCAAAGGGAACACCGCGGGGAAAGAUAGCAUGGGAAACCUCGGCAUCGGGGGCUUUGAGGUGAUCGACGAUGCCAAGGCCAAGAUUGAAGCCCAAUGCCCUAACACCGUCUCAUGUGCCGACAUUGUGGCCUUCGCCGCUCGUGAUGGUGUUCGAGCUGCCGGAGGCUUUCACUAUGCCGUCCCUAGCGGGAGGCGGGAUGGGAGAGUCUCGCUCGCGUCGGAGGUGAUCAAAAACCUCCCCGGCCCAUUUUUUGAUGCUGUGCAACUCGAAGCGAACUUUGCGAAGAAAGGGCUUUCGCUCCGAGACAUGGUGACUCUCUCCGGAGCUCACUCCAUCGGGGACUCUCAUUGCUCCCAAUUCACGAAGCGACUCUACUCCUUCAACUCGACUUAUUCACAAGAUCCUUCCCUUAAUCCUAAUUAUGCCCAUCUUUUGAAGACCAAGUGCCCGCGAAACGGCCCCACCGACCCGAUCGUACCAUUCGAUCCGGUGACGCCGAACGUACUCGAUAAUGCUUACUACCACAACUUAAAGAGUGACAAGGGAUUGUUGUAUUCGGACCAAGUGCUGUGGGAUGCGUCAUUGACAAGGGGGUUAGUGAAGGACAAUGCGAACCACCCCAGCGCUUGGGCUCGGAGGUUUACGGCCGCGAUGGUGCGCAUGGGUUUGAUCGAGGUGCUCACUGGCACGCAAGGCGAAAUUAGGAAGAAUUGCAGGGUGAUAAAUUAAAAGAUUCGUGUCAAUGUUCGAUAACUGCUUCUGUUUUGAUCUUGUUCUUCAAAGGCGUUCGCGCUAAUGUGUGAAGUUAAGAGCCGGGUAACUUUUUGGUGGUGCAAUAAUCCUGGUGUCCUCUGAAUUUGUGUACUACAUGCGGUCUUAAUAAAUGAAUGACAGAUAUGAUUGCUCUCAA